Vespa crabro (European hornet) is the source of this 1996-nucleotide messenger RNA. Its product is annotated as tRNA (cytosine(72)-C(5))-methyltransferase NSUN6. Gene Ontology annotation, biological process: RNA methylation. The record is from RefSeq and is a predicted model, not a curated record. Lineage: Eukaryota; Metazoa; Arthropoda; Insecta; Hymenoptera; Vespidae. The transcript has 7 exons. Bases 154 to 1557 code for a protein of 467 amino acids. Gene Ontology annotation, molecular function: RNA binding; methyltransferase activity.
AGAUUUAUAACAGAAUGAAUGAAUGAUUCUUUGAAUUAGGAUAAAAGUUAAAUACUUAGUUUAGGUGAAAUUAAAAGGUUUUUUUAAUUUGUUUAAAUAAUAUUAUUAAUCUAUGACAAUUAAAUAGAAAUUAAUUAAUUAUUAAAAUCCAAUAUGUCAAUUAUAAAAGUUCCUUUUAAAUUUAAAUCUGAAAUACAUAAUGAAUUGGAAAAAGAUUUUAUGAAGAUUAAUAUUAAUGGCGUUCCUAUAGAACAAAAUGAGAUUGAGAAAAAAUUAGAUGCUCUGUACGAAUGGAUUUGUAGUACACCAAAAACCAUUACCUAUAGAGUUAAUUUAUUACUGACCACGGCUGAACAAGUAAUAGAACAUUUAAAUGACGUGAUAUCGGAGCAGUAUGAAAGUCGUGUGCCAACAAUAACAACAUUCCCCCAUUUAUCAGAGAUAGUUACUGUACACAGUUGGGACGAGUCUAUAAAAUUAGAUUUAUCAAAGCAUUCGAAGGAAGUUAUUGUUGAUGCGGCAUGUGGAUCAGCUGUAUUAAGAGGUUCACAUGUAUAUGCUCCAGGAAUCUUAGGAAUUCCAAAUGGUUUAAAAGUAGGAGAUGUAGUAAGCGUAUUUGCAGAUAUUGUUGGUUGUACCAAGAAAGGAUUACUUAAACCAUCUGAAGUUGAUAAUGAAAAUAAAACAUUCUUGGGUAAUGGAAUUAUCAUGCAAACAAGAGAAAAUAUUUUCUGUAAUGGCGGACAAGUAAGGGGCGUUGCAAUAUAUAUGACUGAUGUAAUUUCUCGACUCCCACAAUUAAAUAAUAUUUCAGUACCGGAUGGAUGGGCAUUGUUACAAAAUUUACCAUCAAUUAUUUGUACUCGCGUUUUAAAUCCACAGCCUGGAGAAACAAUUCUUGAUAUGUGUUCAGCACCAGGAAAUAAAAGUACACACAUUUCGUCCCUUAUGAAGGGAAAGGGUAUUCUAAUAGCUCUUGAUAGAAACAAAUCCAAAUCAGAAAAACUUAAAUUAAAUUGUAAUAAAUUUUCAAGCGGUAAUGUAAAAUGUUUUUGGUACAAUUCAAAAAAGGCUUAUAAUAAAUAUGCAGAUAAUUCGAAUAUUAACGAUGGACCACCAUUUAAAAAUGAUAGUUUUGAUCGUAUAUUAUUGGAUAGUCCAUGCAGUGCAUUAGGACAAAGACCACAACUUCUUAAUAAAAUUACUGCUGUACAACUUCGCUCGUAUGUGGCUUUACAAAGGAAAUUAUUCUCAACGGCUGUUCAUCUUUUGAAACCAAAUGGAAUCUUAGUAUAUAGUACUUGUACUAUUACGAUAGCUGAGAACGAAGGUAUUAUCUCAUGGGCUCUAAAAACAUAUCCAUGUUUAAAAUUGAAUUCCAUUAGUGAUCAAUUAGAUUUCAUUAGAGACCAAACAAAAACAUUUUUUUCUAAAGGAUAUAGCAUUGAUGGAUUAACAGAAAAUGAAUCAGAAUGUUUACUUAGGAUGGGACCUGAACAGGAUAGUAUUGGCUUUUUUAUAGCAUGCUUUACUAAGCAAAUUAUGGAAGAAGUAUAACUAAAAUAAUUUUAUUAAAUUAAGUCGCGAGUUGCGUCCUUACUUUGAUUUUUAAAAUUUAUCGUCAUUCUUGAGCUUCAUUUGUCUGACAAUUUUCAUCUAAAACACCUUCACCACAAAGUAUACAUUUUUCUUCAUAAUUUGGUACAGUGGACAUUAUUUUCAAUAUCUCUAUUGAUGGUCCAAUAUUCCUAUUCAAAAGUUAUCUAAUAUUAUCUUCCAUCAUAUUCCUUACUUAAUGAAUCAAUUACUAAUGUAUGCGUACAUUUAUAUUUGUAUUGUAAAAAAAAAAUAUAGAAUAUUUUACAAACCUUGGACUAAAACAUACUGUAAUUGGUAAAGUAUGUUUGCCAUUAACAGGACAAGCAAGUAUUUCUCCCAUAAUAGGAUCAUAAUUAAAAUCUUCAUUGAGAUUAGUUUUUUUGAUUUCAAUUUUACA